Messenger RNA from Gongylonema pulchrum, 585 nucleotides. The record is from the annotation of a GenBank genome assembly. NCBI's taxonomy places the organism in Eukaryota, Metazoa, Nematoda, Chromadorea, Rhabditida, Gongylonematidae.
AUGGGGAUGUUGCUUUCACUUUCCCAAGCAUUCCGGAUCCAAAGACAUCAACCGAGACAUCGUUUGUUCUAUUCUUUCAGGUCUGUGAUAUACUUCGAUGCAUCUUCCAUAGCUUUUGUACUGAGAAAUAUUCUUUUGGCAGCGCAGAACAAGCAUAAUCGACAAGUUUUAUUCCCAUUCCUUACCGCUGGUAUUGGGAUGGUUUUCGCUGGAUUGGUGCUCGAUACUGUACAGCACUGGAAUCUUUUUGUUCAAGUUCCAGAGACGUUUAUUUUGGUGCCUGCAUUGCUUGGUUUGAAAGGAAAUUUGGAAAUGACAUUUGCUUCUCGAUUGUCCACCCUGGCUAAUAUGGGACGAAUGGAUUCAUCUGGGAGUCGUUGGACCAUUAUAAUUGCGAAUUUAGCCCUGAUUCAAGUGCAGGCUAUAAUUGUAGCAUUUUUAGCUUCAAGUUUUGCCGUUAUGCUUGCAUGGAUACCAAAGGGACAGGUACUACUGUUCAGCCGUCACGAAGGAAUUCUUUGCGCAUUAAAAGUGGCUGAUUUGAGGCGGAUAAAGCAUACUAUAUAUGAUAGAAAUUAUGUUUGA